ACCAUGGAAAACGAUACCAUGGGCUUCCUUGACAUGGCUACAACAACAGAAUUUGACUACGGCGAUUCAGCACCAUGCACGGGGACUGAAGAAAAGCACUUUGCAGCCAAUCUUCUGCCACCGCUUUAUUCUUUAGUGGUAAUAUUUGGCCUCACAGGCAACAUGCUCGUUGUCCUCAUCCUGAUAAAAUACAAGAGAUUGAAGAGUAUGACUGACAUCUACCUGCUCAAUCUGGCAAUUUCUGAUUUGCUGUUUAUAUUUUCUCUUCCUUUUUGGGCCUAUUAUGCUGUUCAUGACUGGAUUUUUGGGGAAGCGUUGUGCAGAAUUCUCUCAGGUGUCUACCUCCUUGGCUUCUACAGCGGCAUCUUUUUCAUAAUCCUGUUGACCAUAGACAGGUAUCUGGCCAUAGUGCACGCAGUGUUUGCUUUGAAAGCGAGGACAGUUACCUAUGGCAUCCUCACCAGCAUUGUCACUUGGGCUGUUGCUAUGUUUGCCUCUGUUCCUGGGAUAGUAUUUCACAAAACUCAGAAGGAAAAUUCACGGUAUACGUGCAGUGCUCAUUAUCCAAGUGAUGGCUCAAUUAAUUGGAAGUACUCCUACAUUUUAAAGAUGAACAUUCUGGGACUUAUCAUUCCAAUGUUCAUUAUGAUUUUCAGUUACUCUCAAAUUCUAAAAACAUUAUUGGGAUGUAGGAAUGAGAAAAAACAGAAGGCUGUCAGACUUAUUUUUGUGAUCAUGAUUUUUUACUUCAUCUUCUGGACACCAUUCCAUAUUGCUUCUUUUCUGCAUACAUUUCAAACUUCAUUUUUUGACACAGAUUGUGAAAUCCAAAGUAAACUGGAGAAAGCAAUCCAAGUGACAGAAACAAUUUCAAUGAUCCACUGCUGUAUCAAUCCUGUGAUCUAUGCAUUUGUUGGAGAAAAAUUUAGAAAAUAUCUUUAUAACUUCUUCCGAAAGCAUGUUGCAGCUCACCUCUGCAAAAAAUGUCCAUCUCUUUAUCGUGAAAAAUUAGAAAGAGUUAAUUCCACAUUCACACCAUCCACUGCAGAACAUGACAUCUCUACUGGACUGUAA
Cygnus atratus (black swan) is the source of this 1074-nucleotide messenger RNA. RefSeq names its product C-C chemokine receptor type 5-like. The coding region runs from base 4 to 1074 and encodes 356 amino acids. Gene Ontology annotation, molecular function: C-C chemokine receptor activity. NCBI's taxonomy places the organism in Eukaryota, Metazoa, Chordata, Aves, Anseriformes, Anatidae. Gene Ontology annotation, biological process: inflammatory response; G protein-coupled receptor signaling pathway; immune response. The record is from RefSeq and is a predicted model, not a curated record. The transcript has a single exon. Gene Ontology annotation, cellular component: membrane; cytoplasm.